Trematosphaeria pertusa is the source of this 928-nucleotide messenger RNA. RefSeq lists its product as uncharacterized. The transcript has 3 exons. The record is from RefSeq and is a predicted model, not a curated record. Lineage: Eukaryota; Fungi; Ascomycota; Dothideomycetes; Pleosporales; Trematosphaeriaceae. Bases 32 to 928 code for a protein of 298 amino acids.
CCUCAGACAACAUACACGAUUGCUUUGGAUCAUGGCGGGAAGGGCCUAUGACGCUGAGUCCAAAAGACAUCUUCUUUCCGGUUAUUCAUCGCUUGCGCAUUUUAUCGCGACCGAUCAUGACAAGACAACCUUCAUUUACAAGCGCUUCGAUGAGCUCGCAGCGCGAAAUUUGUUAUAUCUGCAGAGUGAACUCGCCGAGCUACAAGGCAAACAGCAGACAUUCGAUGAAGAGGAUCUGAGCGCAGCCAUGGAGACGAAGCAAUGCGCGCGCAACUACGCGGAUUUCGAAAGAGCGGCAGCUCACGAUGGCAAUACGAAACAGAAAGAGCGCAUGGAGCUGAUGUUACAGAUUCGACAGACGAUGAAAGAAUAUCGCGAAGCCUUAUUUCUAGGGACCACAUUAGCAUCUCAACCGCGGCCUUCAAAAAGGGUCUUACGUGGGUUCCGGACCGAGUUCUACAACGAAUGGCCCGAUAAGUCAAAAAGCUUUCCUUCAUUGGGGGGUCGCAGCGCCGGACUUUACGAUGACGUCGAUGAUCUCGUCGCGUUGAAAGCGCAGGAAAACCAGGACCGGCUCACCACCUUUGCGCAGGAGCACCUAGGAUUUCUAUUUCCCGAUCGUCGUUCCCGCUCUCGGGAAGGAAUCGCCUACGCGUCAGAUCGCGCCAUUAGCUCCUUCAUAGCGUGGUUCAGCACCAUCCUGGCCGCAUUGCUAUUGAUAGGCGCCAUCGUUGUGCUAUACAACGUUCAGUCGUCGAACUGGAGGUUGGGUCUGAUAGCAGCUUUUACGUGCCUGUUUGCUGGCAGCGUCGGGCUGCUCACGAAUGCGAGACGGGCGGAGCUGUUUGGUGCUACUGCAGCAUAUGCAGCCGUGCUUGUGGUAUUUGUGAGCGGGAAUUUGGGCAGUACGAGCCUUCCACCGGGAUAG